Messenger RNA from Patiria miniata (bat star), 2103 nucleotides. RefSeq names its product porphobilinogen deaminase-like (gene hmbs). Lineage: Eukaryota; Metazoa; Echinodermata; Asteroidea; Valvatida; Asterinidae. The transcript is spliced from 9 exons. Gene Ontology annotation, biological process: heme biosynthetic process. Gene Ontology annotation, cellular component: cytoplasm. The coding region runs from base 172 to 1260 and encodes 362 amino acids. The record is from RefSeq and is a predicted model, not a curated record. Gene Ontology annotation, molecular function: hydroxymethylbilane synthase activity.
GAGUACACUUUUUCCGAAGCGAGAUCACUGGUGCGGUAUACGAGGUUGUUACGACUCGCGUUCGAGAACGCACGUGAAACCGGUGUGUGUGCUUUGCUUACACUUUUUGGUCAAUUUUAUUUUAAAAGUAACAGUUGUCAUAAUUUUAGAAGGUGCAUUGGAUGUUCGACAAUGGCAGACGAAAUAGAAGGCGAAGUACCAAAUGUGAUUCGUGUGGGCUCUCGAAAAAGCGAGCUGGCUCUCAUUCAAACCAACACGGUGAUAGAAAGGCUGCAGGAACUGUCCCCGGAUCAAAAAUUUGAAGUCGUCACCAUGGAAACGAUCGGAGACACAAUCCAAGACAAGCCGCUUUCCAGCAUCGGCAUCUCCAGCCUGUUCACCAAGGAACUGGAGAGGGCGCUAGCCGAUGACAAAAUCGACAUGAUCGUCCAUUCCCUGAAGGACCUGCCCUCCGUGUUGCCAGACGGUAUGGUGAUAGCGACAGUCUGCAAACGAGAUGAUCCCCACGAUGCAUUGGUGCUGAGCAAAAAGCAUGCUGGGAGAACUCUGGAGACGCUCCCACCGGGAAGUGUAGUUGGCACAAGUUCUGUGCGCCGUGUAGCUCAACUCAAAAGGAAGUUUCCACAUCUGGAGUUUAAGGACGUUCGCGGUAAUCUGAACACAAGGUUGCGUAAACUAGACGAAGGCGAUAACUACACGUGCUUGAUCUUAGCGGCAGCUGGAUUGCACAGAAUGGCAUGGGAACACAGAAUAAGUCAGGUUCUUCAUCCCGAUGUCUGCAUGUACUCCCCGUGCCAAGGCGCCAUGGCCACCGAGUGUAGGUCCGACAACCCACGACUGAUGCGGUUUCUGUCCACGCUACAUGACCCAGUGACGCUACUGCAGUGCGUCUGCGAGCGGGCCUUGCUGCGGACGCUACAAGGGGGCUGCAGUGCACCGGUGGCAGCAGACUCGCAAGUCGCUGACGGAAAGAUAAGAUUAAGAGCAGCAGCAUUUAGCCUCGACGGUUCGGAGUGUGUAGAAGAGACGCAAUCGGUUGCCUUGCCUCCGAACUCACUAGAGAAAGUGGAGCCCUCGGACCGCACCGAUCCCUUCCGACUCUACUCCUUCACCGUUGCCCCCAACCUAUCCCAUGAUGCCUUGCAGGCUGCCGAGCAACUCGGGUCCACUGUUGCCACGGCGAUGCUCAAAAAUGGCGCCGACAAGAUCCUGGAAGCGGCCAAGCAAGAAAUUGAGGCGAGACGGAACAAGCAGGACUGAUGCGUUUUUAGCAUGGUUAUUAACCUAUCUGUGUUUGUAUUCCAAGCUUGAGCGUUAUCCAAACUGAUAUUGGCUCCGUGCGCAAACAAGCGAGGGCGCUUUUUUACCACUUUUGAGAGCUCAGGGGAGGGGACACACUGCGUGCACGUACUGGUUCACUUGCGUAUGGCACAAGGUGAAGUACGCACGGCUUAUUUUAUUCACAAUGUGCACAAAGCCACUAGCGUUUUUUUGCGUGAGCGUCAGCAACGCGUAAGAAUGUCCCUCCCAGUGGUCCCCUAACUCUCCCUUUCUUACCGUUGAGGGGGUACUUGUGCACGGAGCCCAUAGCAUAAUGUGUUACGCACAAUUAGUAAAAUGAGAAUUUCAAAGUGCUUAGUCACGUGCGUGCACUCAGUGUUGGCGACUUAGGCCAAGUUCGCGCAAGGACUAUAGUUGACCAAUGGUUAACUAACGUUUGCCCGAACUCUGUCUGGUCGAUGGUGGUUGACUUCGCUAGUCGACUAUUUGGAACCAGCCUACUGGGGUUGGUUGCUUCGCUGGUAACCAAUAGCCGCGCGCAUUCAUAACGCUAGCAGAGAGCCAGGAUCCAGAAGUUUUGCGAUGACAUUUUGACCAGCGUUUGACUAGAGACGUUCGCAUGUUGCUAUCAGUGCGCAGGCGUAAGGUACGUCACAAAUCAACCACUAGUCGACUAAUGGUCCUUGCCCGAACUUGGCCUUUCUUGGACCCAACGAAUGAGGAUUAAAAAUACUACUCCAUGUACAAGUUUCACUACUGCAUUUUGCAAGACAUUCCAUAAUAUUCAUGAAGCCAAGAAUGAAGAAUCCAAUGAUACAAAAU